AUGACGCUCCUUCCUCGUUCUCGAACACUUCCCGCUCGACCUUUUGCCACUACUGGCGUAGAUUUCUGUGGACCAAUCUACCUCAAACCCGUUCACCGCAAAGCUGCAGCGCAGAAGGCCUACAUCGCUGUUUUCGUCUGCUUCUGUACCAAAGCAGUUCACUUGGAGUUAGUGGGCGAUUUGUCGACAGCUAAAUUCAUCGCCGCUCUUCAUCGUUUCGUUGGAAAACGAGGCGUUCCUGCCGAAAUCCAAUCGAACAACGGACUCAAUUUCAAAGGAGCUAGCAACGAACUCCGAGCGCUAUACGAUCUGCUCAAUGAUUCCUCAAGCGCAACCACCAUUAGCAACGAAGCAGCUCAGAAUGGAAUCGUGUGGAAAUUCAUUCCACCGAAAGCUCCAAACUUCGGUGGUCUUUGGGAAGCCGCUGUCAAAUCCGCUAAGUCUUCUCUGGUGAAACUUCUCGGACAACGUCGGCUGUCGUUCGAGGAUAUGACCACCGACCCCGACGAAUUGGAUGUUCUGACCCCGGGUCAUUUUCUCACCGGAUCUUCGCUGUUGGCGAUUCCAGAUCCGGACUAUACAAGCUUUCCAACCAAUAGGCUCGAACACUACCAACAACUUCAACAGCUCAUCCAGCAGCACUGGAAGCGUUGGCGAAGGGAGUACAUCUCGCAACUCCAUAACGUCAACCAGCGUGCCUUUCCACCGAUCAAACUGAAGGUCGGACAGAUGGUCGUCCUGAAGGAUGAUGACAAAGCACCGUACUCUUGGCCCCUCGGCCGUAUCACUGAAGUCCACCCUGGCCCGGACGGAGUGGUCAGAGUAGUGACUCUGAGGACAUCGCAAGGGAUAUACAAACGACCGGCGUCUCGUGUUUGCCUGUUGCCGUUUGAGAAGGACUCGAGAGGGCAACCAUCAACCUCCUGCCUCCUGCAGUCAACCAGUGGAACCCCGAUGGACAUGACGUCACCUACUCACAACUAUGAAGCACAAGGACAUAACAAGUGA
Messenger RNA from Toxorhynchites rutilus septentrionalis, 1008 nucleotides. RefSeq lists its product as uncharacterized. The transcript is spliced from 3 exons. The coding region runs from base 1 to 1008 and encodes 335 amino acids. Gene Ontology annotation, biological process: DNA integration. The record is from RefSeq and is a predicted model, not a curated record. Gene Ontology annotation, molecular function: nucleic acid binding. Lineage: Eukaryota; Metazoa; Arthropoda; Insecta; Diptera; Culicidae.